Messenger RNA from Loa loa (African eye worm), 2027 nucleotides. RefSeq lists its product as hypothetical. Gene Ontology annotation, biological process: G protein-coupled receptor signaling pathway. The transcript is spliced from 9 exons. Bases 88 to 1866 code for a protein of 592 amino acids. The record is from RefSeq and is a predicted model, not a curated record. Gene Ontology annotation, molecular function: G protein-coupled receptor activity. NCBI's taxonomy places the organism in Eukaryota, Metazoa, Nematoda, Chromadorea, Rhabditida, Onchocercidae. Gene Ontology annotation, cellular component: membrane.
UACAAUCAUCCUUGUUCGUAUUCCUUCAUCUAUUCUACUAAACAAGUCCUCUUUGUAGAUUUAAUCAAAGAUUUGGACGACGAAUUUAUGUUAUUAUUAUUACUCUCAACUCUCUCCUCAGUAGUAGUGCUACUUUUGGUGGAUGGUAUUCCCAUCAUCACUUCAUUACCGCCAUCCAUUCAACCUUCUCCGCCCAGCUUUCCAAAUGAUCUGAAAGGCGCACAUUCAGCAACGUUCCCAGCUUUGCUAAAACAACUGGAGCAUACUGAGGAAGAGAAUUGUGAAAACUUUCUCGCAUUACCAAAUUUGCAUCACUUAUUGGAACAUGAAUUGAAGCGCAGCAAUCCACAACUUUUACUGCUGGCGCAGUUGAUCGCUGAGAAUCCUCACUCACAUCUACUUCAUCUUCCUGCAAAUGCUUCCCUAAUCUUGGAUUCGCCGUUGGCCUAUAACCUGUCGUCACCAUUGUUUGUCUUACAACUACACUGCAGCCAAGUAGGGGAUGACUUGUCACAACAAUGGAUUCCAUUGCUUAUUUAUCCAACUUCUGCUUUGGAAUUUUAUCUAACCGUACGUCUGCAACCAUUUGAUCUAAACGCUUGUACUUUACCUCAAUGCAGCAAUACAAAGUGUACAUGGACAAGACAUGGUGGUAUGCGGAUUUACGCCCGUAAGUGCUGUACCAAUGACACAUCUUUAUGUCGUGAUGCUGCGGAGCAGGAUCGCAGUAUUUUGGUGGUUUUCAAUGGAUUAUGUUCAACAGUUUGCAUUUUACUCAUAUCGGUCGUUAUCCGAGAACGACGCAGGCAUCGUGAAGCACGUGGCUGGGCGUUAAUGGAAAUUUUCCUUCUUGGUGCUGCUAUGUUAUAUGCCGUUUUAUUGCUGGAUUGGUCUAAUUCAGCUACAUCGACGUGCUGUUUUGCGGUUUGGCUGCGUCAAAUUGGUUUUUCGACGUUCUAUGGGUCAAUCGUUCUGAAAAUUUAUAGGAAUUUACAAGAAUAUCGUGUACGUAAGGCUCAUCAUGUUAUUGUGAAAGAAGAAGAUCUGAUGAAAUAUUUGGCAUAUCUCUUAGCACUGACAUUAACCGGACUUAUCGCUUGGACGCUCGGUUCAUUUGCCGAUCAGGAACUUUGGAAAAGUGCAUGGCCACAAUGUCCCAUACAGGCAUGGUGUUUGGCUUGGCAAGGUUAUGAAUCGUUAUUUCUAAUCUAUGGGAUGCGGUUGUGUUAUAAAGCUCGAAACAGUAGUUGGCUAGAACGAUGGCAAUUUACAGUGGCUGUAUGUUUGGAAGCAAUCGUCACAUUGGUUACUAACUUUAUAAGAUAUUCUAUUCGUUAUUCGGCACACAGCGACACACUGAUGACGAUCACAUUUGUACAGUUACAUUUGACUGUUUCUAUUAAUAUUGUUAUUAUCAUUGCUCCCAAAUUUUAUUUGGUUAGCUCCGGCAACACAAGGCGUACGCAGACGCUAGUAGGUACUGGCAGUAAAGCACAUCCAUCGUUGGCUAAACUUCGUGACAAUUUAUUGAAUGGAACAAUUGAUUUCGCCGAAGUGCCCAUAGUUGACAUGAAUCCAGAAGAUAUACGGGCUGAAUUGAAGCGAGUCUAUACGCAGUUGAGAAUGUACAAACUCAAAAAUUUGUAUCAAGAUAAUCCACACAUUAGUAGACGGAAAGGUGGUAAAAAAUCAAGCGACAAAAUGAUUAUUAAAAAUCGACGCAUUUCAUUACCCACAUCAAGUCCUAAAGUUAAAAGAACCGAUGAAGAUGAACGGAACGAUUUAACAGUGGAAUCAGCGCCCCAUAACGUCUUUCUUUCAACAUAUAAACUACAGUUAGAACCACAUCAGUCCGUACGUGUAUAGAAAACUACAAAAAUCGUCAGGAACGUCUAAAAUUUUAACCCGACAAUUCCGGUUGUCUGAAAUGUCGAGCAAAUUCCCUUCACUUAUUGUCCUAACAAUAAUAAUACACUCUCCCCAGUUCGAACUUGCCAUUUAACUCCUGAUUUAUUUCCCAAUAAAAC